Messenger RNA from Aspergillus welwitschiae, 1500 nucleotides. Its product is annotated as RibD family protein. NCBI's taxonomy places the organism in Eukaryota, Fungi, Ascomycota, Eurotiomycetes, Eurotiales, Aspergillaceae. Bases 380 to 1204 code for a protein of 274 amino acids. The transcript has a single exon. Gene Ontology annotation, molecular function: 5-amino-6-(5-phosphoribosylamino)uracil reductase activity. Gene Ontology annotation, biological process: riboflavin biosynthetic process. The record is from RefSeq and is a predicted model, not a curated record.
UCUCUAUGUCACAUUGCACUAUUUACCUGGAAUGAAUAUGACGAUUCGUCUAUACACAGAAUAUCAGUCUAGAAUAGACUUUCGAUACAUCAAGCCUCAUCACAUUAGCAUUGUACGCAAUGAUUAUUUACUGCCGUGCAAACCGGUCGCUGGCAGCGAAAACUGGACCGGGGAGAAGCACCCAAAUCCAUCCAAUCAGAUGCGAUGACUUUCGAAGCAAAGCACGCACAAUUCCGACCAAUCAGUAAUUCCCGGAAUUGAAUCCGCUCAGUACCUUAUAGCCUGAGGCAUCAACACAACCUUUCACGGCCCCCCACCACCGUCCAAUCCAAGCUUGAUAUCACCAAUACCACACUACCAUCAAUCGAACAACAACACAAUGGAUAGCCUCAACUUCCCCACCCAAGACCGCGCCUUCUUGGAACCUCAUCUCCCACCCAAAGAUGGCAACCCAUCAUCAUCAUCUCUCCCCUUCACCACCCUCACCUUCGCCACAUCCCUCGACUCACAAUUAGCUCUUUCCCCGGGCACCCGGACCGUGCUGUCCGGCCCGCAAUCCAAAGCCAUGACGCACUAUCUACGCUCACGCCAUGACGCCAUUCUCAUCGGCGUAGGCACUGCCGUGGCUGACAACCCGGGCCUGAACUGUCGAUUGGCAGGGGUAGGCGGAUACGGCUCCGAAGGUUUGGCGGGCCAGCCCCGACCAAUUAUCAUCGACCCCUCAGCCAGAUGGGAGUUUACGGCGCAGUCGAAAAUCUUCGAGCUGGCGAGGAAUGGGCGGGGCAGGGCCCCGUUUAUCAUUACGGCUGCGGAGACGGUGCCUUCUGCAUCUCAGAGGGAGGUUUUGGAGAGUCAUGGGGGGAAGUUUAUUGCGCUGCCAGUGGGGGUCGGUUCGGAUGGUGCGCAUCGGAUCGAUUGGACUGCGUUGUUGGAGUGUCUUGUGCGUGAGGGGUUACGGAGCGUGAUGAUUGAGGGGGGUGGGUCUAUUAUUAACUCUUUGCUUGAGCCGGGGUGUCAGACGUUGGUGGAUUCAGUGAUUGUUACGAUUGCUCCAACUUGGCUGGGGCAGGGAGGUGUGGUGGUUUCGCCAAGGAGGAGGGUUGAGGGGGGUGUGGUUGUUCCAGCUUCGAGAUUGACCGGGGUGAAAUGGUAUCCGUUUGGGGAGGAUGUGGUGCUUUGUGGGAGGAUUAAGGGGUCUGAUUAGGGGGGUCUCGGUUCGCCAAAACGCACAUUCAUUCAAUCUGUAUAGAAAAGAUGGUUCCUGAGUCAUGAUGGUUUCCCAUCGACCAGAAUUCCCUGUUGCAGCAUAUUCACGGUAUCCAGUAUGUUGUCCAUGCAGUUCAAGAGAUACCGCCGAAUACGCAGUGCUUCAUUUCCGUAGAUCUGUUCCUCUAGCUUGAGACAUAGCCUCUUGUAAGCAUUCUUAUUCACUGAGAGGCCUCGUACCUCGAAAAAGUUGUUGACAAUCCUUAAGUACCAAAAGGUGUUGCUCACGCGAAC